Salvelinus sp. IW2-2015 is the source of this 841-nucleotide messenger RNA. RefSeq lists its product as uncharacterized. NCBI's taxonomy places the organism in Eukaryota, Metazoa, Chordata, Actinopteri, Salmoniformes, Salmonidae. The record is from RefSeq and is a predicted model, not a curated record.
CACACACACACACACACACACACACACACACACACAAGGCAGCAAAGCUUGCAGAUCAUCCAAUCAUCUUCUCACACGGCCUCAUACAGAUCUACAGGGACAUCGAGCACCAGAAAAUAGAGAUUACAUUUAUUUUAAAACACCAGGGGUACCAUGGUUCGAACAUUGAACAAUAUGGCGGAGCUGAGAACUUCUGGGUUUGGUCGUCCCUGGCCGAGGCACGGACUCAAGCUCCUUUUCUGGUUCGCCAAAGAUUACAUCGUCUUCAACGAUGACAACCAGAUGGUUGCAAAUUCCGACCCCAAAGAGGGAGGCUUUGGUUUCCAUCACUUCGAGAACAGACUUCAGUGUGAAAACAACAUCUGCAAGAAGCUGCUUCCUGAUGAUGGCUACACAUUCUAUGAGGUGGGCAACCUCCACCUCCCAGCAUCUAAAUCCAUGCCUGAGUAUGUCAGGAAGGGUUACACUGGUCACAAAGAUACCAGCAACAUGGACCGCCUCAUCAUCAGUAUGCGUCCAGACAGGAUAGUGGAUAAGGUCUAUGUGACCCAGCACGAGGACCUGAAGAACUUCGCCCCACUCAACACAUAUUGCAUCAGCAGGGAGUUUCUCAUGACCAUACGUGGCCAUCCAUUGAGUAACUUCCUGGAACAGGCGGGCUAUUCCACCCAUGGCAUCGCCCCCAGGGAGUCUGGGGAUACCAGGAUUGAUAUGGAAGGUGGAUCCAGAGCUCCACCCAGAGCUGCACCCAGAGCUACACCCAGAGCUGCACCCAGAGCUGCACCAGGCUUCUGGGAAAGCUACUGUACCAUACUGUAACCAGGCUUCUGGGAAAGCUACU